This is a messenger RNA of Sporothrix schenckii 1099-18, 5697 nucleotides long. RefSeq names its product golgi family complex component (Vps8). Lineage: Eukaryota; Fungi; Ascomycota; Sordariomycetes; Ophiostomatales; Ophiostomataceae. The coding region runs from base 1 to 5697 and encodes 1898 amino acids. The record is from RefSeq and is a predicted model, not a curated record. Gene Ontology annotation, biological process: endosomal vesicle fusion; protein targeting to vacuole. The transcript has 2 exons. Gene Ontology annotation, cellular component: late endosome; HOPS complex. Gene Ontology annotation, molecular function: protein binding.
AUGGGUGGUGGCGGUGCUGUAGACGAGGACGUCCCCGAGCUUCCAGAGCCAGGGUCGUCGACUGCAGCAAGCGACGGGCAUGCUGAGCACGAUCGCGACCAAGGCGACGAUGACGACGACGAGGAUUCGAGGACAAUACGAGGUGCUGACGCUGUGGACGAUGCAGCCGACGUGUCAGUCAGCACGGGCGGCGCGGCGGACGGCGAGGACGCGGCGACUACACCUACCGAAAGCCGGCCAGAACCGCCGUCGACGCCGGUGCGUUCUGGGAAUGGGACAGCCUCACGAAGCCGAUAUCGUGAGCUCCUCGAAGAGCAGCAGCAGGACAGUGCCUCCGAGGACGGGUCUGCUCUUGGCUUGCCGCGACGGCCGGGCAGCCCCGGCGGUGACUCCUUUGUUUCCGUCCCCGACUCGUCCGCCUCCAACCGAAACUCAAUUGUCUCCUCGGCCGGCGGCAGCAGCGUGUUCCCAUCGUCGGGCAGCUUGUCUCGCUUCGGCCUGCGUGGUGCCAGCCCCUCGUUCCGUCCCUUUGACCAGCGCUUCCAGUCGCGCAUCGCCUCGCCCAGUGGCAGCAGCAGCGGACUGCUGUCGCCCACAGGCCGUCCAUCCUCCCCUGGACUGCUUCAUUUCAACGCCGCGCACAACCGGAGCGGCUCCGUCAAUAGCCAGCUGCAGCACGCCGACCCGUCGUCCAUGCCCUUUGCCGUCGGUGGCAGCACCGAGUCGCCCUCACCGCCAUGGGAGGUUGUGCGCUGGACCAAGCUCACGAAGCUGUCCAGCCAGUGCUUUUCGGAGUCGGCCAAGCGCAACUUUGGCUCGCCCACAUGCAUGGCCGUCUCUGCGUCGAUUGUCGUCGGAACGACAAAGGGCGUCUUGCUUGUCUUUGACUACAACCAGACCCUCAAAUUGAUUAUCGGCAUGGGAACAAAAGCCGUGGAAGCGGGCGCCAUCACGUCGGUGGCCAUCUCCUCCGACUACACGACCGUUGCCGGCGGCCACGCCGACGGAUCCAUCUUCACCUGGGAAACAAGCCGAUCCUCAAGGCCCUUCCUCCACAUUCCGCCCAUGGACGCCGCCCAGGCCCAAAAUCCUGGCCGCACAGCCAGCGGCCAUAUGGCCGGCUUCUCUGUCACCCACCUCGGCUUCCUCGGCACCCGCCGGACCGCGCUUGUGUCGGCCGACGACCGCGGCAUGGCCUUUGCCCACCUUGCGACGCGCGGAACGGGCGCGCUCGGUCGCACGGUCAAGACGAGCCGGAUCCUUGGUCGCUAUCCCGGCGCAAAGCCGCCUAUUUCGGGAAAGCAAAUCAAGCCGAGCACGGUGCUUGCGUUUGCUCCUUUGCCACUCGGCAACCUGGAUCGCGCCACCGACAGCAUGGGCCUCACGGCCAUGCUGACGCCCUACUUGCUUGUCAUUGUGUCGACGACGCCCGUCGCCAACACCCAGCACAAGUCGCCGCGGCCAAAAGAAGUCGCGCCCCACAGUGCCAUGAGCGGGUGUUUGGCGUGGUUCCCGGCGGUCCGGCUGAAUGUGCCCGAUCCGCGGAGCGGCGACCGCAUUUCCCGGGCCAAGCUGGUCUACUGCUGGUCAAACGUCUUGACGGUGCUGGACGUCGACGAGAUCCCGUCCGAGGACAAGGAGAAGCAGCACAGCCUGCACUGCAAAGCACGCAGCCGCUGGAAGUGCGAGGAGGCCAUUGUCGCCGUGCAGUGGCUGACACGCUCCGUCCUGGCCGUUCUGACCAUCUCCCAGCGCCUCAUCGUGCUCGAGGACCACAGCAUGCGCGUCACGGAGGCAUUCGACCUGCUCAACCGCUACAUCUACCACACCGACCUCUUCUCGCGCCAGCUGCAGAACGUGGUCGAGACGCUCGACGAGGCGGACACGUCCAUGCACGGCGUCGUGGCGGACGCGUUCUACAUGAGCUUCAAGGCCUACAAGGGCCGGCUGUUCCUCCUGGGCUUCAACGACAUGGCCAUCGGCGCGCUGUCCAACUGGGCAGACCGCUUGAUCGCCCUGAUGGAGCACGGCGACUAUGUCGGCGCCAUCCAGCUGGCCACCAGCUUCUACACCGGCGACGCCGACAAACAUACGAUUGGGCUGCCGGAGCACACGGAGACGCGGCACACCAUGGUCCAGGAGCGCUUGAUGGAGAUCAUGGCGGCGUCGCUCAAGUAUGCCUUCAGCCAGCGCCAGCGCAACCGCGAGACCGCCGACGACCGCCACCUGCUGGAGCUGGCACAGACCUGCUUUGCCGCCUGCGAAAGCGUCGGCGACACCGCCUUUGUCUUUGACGAGAUGUACGAGUGGUUUGAGGAAUCGGGCACAGAGGGCAUCUUCCUCGAAACUCUCGAGCCCUACAUCCUCGAGCAGACCAUCACGGCCGUGCCCCCGACUGUCGUGAAGGCCAUGGUCGGCCACUACGUUGGCCGGGGCAUGGAUAGCCGGCUGGAGGAGAUCAUCUGCCACAUGAACACCGCCACGCUGGACUUGGACCAGAUCACGUCUCUCUGCAAGCAGCACGGCCUGUACGAUGCCCUGGUGUACGUCUGGAACCAGGCGAUGCGCGACUUUAUCACGCCCCUGAUCGACCUGCUGUCCCUGCUUGUGCCGCACAUGCCCAACGGCGAGUACGAGGCGCCGGAGAACGCAGCGGGCGAGCAGGACAUGCACGACACAAACGCGCUCAAACUAUUUCCCUAUCUGUCCUACGUGCUGACGGGCCGCAUCUACCCCACGGGCGAGAGCAUGGACGACGCGACGCAGCAGCAGGCCAAGUCCGAGAUCCUCUGGUUCUUGUUUUCGGGCAAGAGCGUCGCCUGGCCGCGCGGGACCAGCGCCAGCAAGCGGUUCCUGACACGGCCGAACCAGUCCCAAGAGCCGUCGUUUCCGUACUUGCGCAUGAUCCUCAAGUUCCACGCGCCGAGUUUCUUGAGCGCGCUCAACGAAGCGUUCGAGGACUCGUUCCUCAACGACUCGCCCGAGAAGCAGCUGGUCAAUGGCAGCCGUCCGGCGCGCGAUUUGCCGGAGGAACAGGUCUUUGGCCUCACCGUCGACCGCCAGUACAUUCUGUCCAUCCUCAUUGAGAUUAUGAACCCGGCCGACUUUGCGCCCGAAGACACCAUCUACCUCGACAUGUUCAUUGCGCGCAACCUGCCCAAAUACCCGCAGUACUUGCUGAUCCCGGAGUCGACGCUCACCAAGGUGCUGGCGGGCCUCUGCCACUACCCCGGCGGCGAUCUGGAAGAGGACGCGCAGCUCAGUGCGGAGUACCUCUUGUCCGUCUACCACCCGCCCGACAUGGCGAGCCUGAUCCCGCUCUUCAAGGCGGCCGGCUUCUACCGCAUCCUCAAACGCAUCUACCGCACGGACAAGCACUACGGAAAGCUUGUCCAGACGUACUUUGAGGAUCCAGACGACCAGCAUGGCGUGUUUGCGUGCAUCGCCGAGUGCCUGCGCCUACCGGCCACGGGGGGCCACGCCGAAGGCCCCGGCAGUGGCGUGGUCAAGCGGCGCGUCCAGGAGGUGCACAAUGUGAUUCGCGAGCACUCUGUCGAGCUCGUCGUGCUGGACCCGGCCGAGGCGGCCCGGACGCUCGACGCGUAUGCCCCAGAGCUGCACCCGCACGUUCUGGACGCGAUCCACGACCGCCACGAUCUGCAGUACACCUAUCUGAAGACGAUCUUGGAAGACGCAGCAGCCGACACGGUCGCGCAAGACGCGCACGUGGACAGCGGCCGCCGACGGCAAACGAAGCAGGAUCAUCGCGACACCUCGUCCGCCAGCCCCAGCGCCGACAGCCGCCGAGAUUUGAUUGAACAGUAUGUGCGGCUCAUGUGCGAGUUUGACCCCCAGCACGUGUCGGACUACGUCGGCGUUGUGCAGUCGGCCAACUUGCGUCUGGAGGGGCUGCUGCCCACGAUGGAGGACACGGGCGUGGUCGAUGCUGCCGUCGUUCUCAUGGCCCAAGAUGGCCAGGUUCGCGAAGCCAUGGGGCGCCUUAUCCAGCAUCUGCACGCCCUCGAGGCGGCUGUCCAGGGUCUCUUCACGGCAAAUCCGAGCGGCAGCGGAGGCGACUCUGGUGGGAACCAAAACGGCACGGACACGUCGGACGACGAGGACGCGCGCAGCGACGGCGGGGCGUCCAAUGCCACCGUUGUCCAGCGCAGUGCCACCGAAGACCUAAUGCGUGCGCUGCAAAGGUACACGCACGUCGGCAUCUGGCUCUGCCAGAGACAGGCCGACACGGCCAUCCGACGGCCGUCUCGGCCGCUGUCCAAGACACAACAACAGACGUCAAAGACGGCAUCAGAUGGUUCCGGCGGCAAGGAUGACGACGAUCUCUCCCCUGACGAGGCGCUGUGGCUCGACCUGAUUGAUGCCACUGUCCAGAUUACGCGCAACCUCUCGUCCCACAUACACGACACUCCGGACAGCCAGCAGACAGCCGACGCGGCGCCGGCAACGACAAAUGGCGCGGCUGCGCACACUGAAGCCGGUGCCGAUUCCGAGCCGGUCCCAAAAGCGGAUGCAGACAAGCUGGUCGGGCUGCUUCGGUCGCUCGUGCAGCACACGUUUACCGCCCUCCUGACGACCACAUCCUCCGGCCCGCUGCCGUCCACGCCGUCGCCCGGCCGCAGCGCACCAUCGCGCUCCAGCAGCCGCCGGGGCGGCGGUGCCAUUGCGGGCGCCGGCAACAGCCUGUCGUUCCUGCGCAUCCUGAAAGCGUUCUUGACCCGAGCGGCCGUCUCGUCGCCCAGCCUGGCCGACCUGCGCACCGUCCUGGCAUCCAUCUUCUCGGCCUACGCAUACGAGGCGUCCAUCCUGCGCCUCGCCAACCGUCUGCUGGAGCGCAGUCUGUUUGUCAAUGUGCAGCGGUCCGUGGAGCUGCGGCAGCGCGGCUGGCGCGCCAAGAAGUCGACCUGCGAAGCGUGCGGCCGCCGCGUCUGGGGUCCCGGCGUUGUGCAGUCGCAUGGCGGGCCCGGCACGGCGGCCCUGCCGCCGGGCCAAGGCGGCACGCAAGGCGAAGGUGGACUCAGCAUCUACGAAGCGUGGGAGGCGAAGCAGGCGGCCGAGACGGAGCGGCGCAACGAGAAGAAACGCGCCAUCCUGAUGGCGAGCCGCGGCGGCCUGGACCGCGGCAAGGGCAAAGACAAUGGUGACGCCGCCGCCACCGCCGCCGCCACCGCCGCCGCCGCCGCCCAUGGCACCGGGGGCAAGGGCAAAGACCGCUUGGCGCUACCGUCGUCACCGCUGCUCGAACUCCCCGACCGGACCGGUGGGCCUGGCGGGCGGCGCACACCGUCGCCCCGGCCUGGGCUGCAGCAGCAACUGGCGGCGCCCGGCGGUGGAGACGCCGAUGUAGGGCCGAACAAGGGCGGCGUUGUCGACGCCAACGUGGCAUCCGACGGACGUCUUGCAGUUCCGGGCGGCGAUGGCGAGGGCGGCGGCAACGGCAGCGUCGGUGGGCUGCAGUCUCCGUCUGCAGCGGCGUUGGGCCCCUUGGUGCUGUUUGCAUGUCGGCACAUCUACCACCAGGGAUGCCUCGACGCUCUGGAGGCCGCACGGGCAGCCAGCGAGACCGAUGGCAGCAGUAAUGGUGCCGCGGCGGGCGGCAGCAACGGAAACGGCAUAGUGCACAAGCGACGCCAGCAUGGCGAGCGGGACCGCGACUAUGUGUGCCCCAUUGAUGGAUGA